Messenger RNA from Carya illinoinensis, 2305 nucleotides. Its product is annotated as 26S proteasome non-ATPase regulatory subunit 11 homolog. Gene Ontology annotation, molecular function: structural molecule activity; protein binding. The coding region runs from base 757 to 2139 and encodes 460 amino acids. The transcript is spliced from 2 exons. Gene Ontology annotation, biological process: ubiquitin-dependent protein catabolic process. Gene Ontology annotation, cellular component: proteasome regulatory particle, lid subcomplex. NCBI's taxonomy places the organism in Eukaryota, Viridiplantae, Streptophyta, Magnoliopsida, Fagales, Juglandaceae. The record is from RefSeq and is a predicted model, not a curated record.
CUUUGGGGUUUGUGUAAUUUGGAGCAGUUUGUUUUGAAGUGGGUUUUAUGUUAUUUAAUCGAGCACGAAACAGAUUUUCGAAUGUUAAUGCCAGUAAUAGCUGAUAAUCCCAAGUUACAGCAUCAUAUUCAUAUUAGUGUUUCAGAAACUGAAUCGAAUAUGGAUAUUUGUAAAAGUUGAAACAUUCUUUGGGAUUGUCUCCUUCCGCGGGUUAUGGUAUUCUUUGAAUUCCCUGGUUCCGAACCAUACGGCAUAUUAACAGUUAUGAGCUAAUUAGAGAAGGUGACCUUCUGUCACUGCUUUUUUUGUUUCACACAUUACUAAUUUACUAUGAAUGAGCAACUAGAACUGGUGUGUUUGAAUUAGAUUAUAUAUAUUCCCUUGUUCAAGAGAUAUUUUGAAAAAAAUUUACAAUAACGGUAGAUUUUUCUGUUCCUCUUGAAAUUCGCUCUGGCUUACUUAUUAACACACAGCUUCUUAGAAGUGGACUACAAACAUAUAACACAGAUUGCUGAGAGUUUAUCUGCCUCGCGUGAAAUGGGGACUAGUGGGCCAAAAACAGCAAGUGAGCCAGAGUGAUUUUUGAGGGGAUAAAAACCAUCUAGAGUGUUCUUUGAUAAAGAGGUUGACUCCCUUCACCCAUCACUAUGUAUGGCCAAUGACCUCCUUGCUUAGUUUGUUCUUAUCCUUUAUGGGCUCGGGGCCAAUAGUUUGCCCGUUCAAUUGGGACAUCUAUAGUGAAUUUGUGGGUUGCAGAUGCCUGAUAUGAAUCAUCUGAAUCAUUUUUUCACUGAUGGUACUGCUGCAUAUUUAGUGGCUGUGGCUGGGGACAACAGUAGGAUGAAGGAUUCAGUUUCCAAACAAUCAACUAUGUCUUCUUCAUAUCUCCCAGCAACCACUGAUUCUAUUGCUCAGGCUUUAGAAGCCAAGACCCCAGCUGAGGCCAUCUCUAUUCUUUACCGUGUGCUUGAAAACCCAUCAUCUUCUGCUGAAGCCUUAAGGAUCAAGGAACAGGCAAUCACAAAGCUUUCAGAUCUUCUAAGGCAAGAGAAUCGAGCAGAGGAUCUCCGAAACCUUUUGACCCAAUUGAGGCCCUUUUUCAACCUGAUUCCCAAGGCAAAGACUGCAAAAAUUGUUCGUGGGAUAAUUGAUGCAGUAGCUAAAAUACCAGGCACGUCUGAACUCCAGAUUUCCCUCUGCCAAGAAAUGGUGCAGUGGACCCGUGCUGAAAAGCGAACUUUCCUACGGCAAAGAGUGGAGGCAAGGCUCGCAUCUCUUUUGAUGGAAAACAAAGAGUACUCACAAGCUUUAGUUCUCCUUUCUAGCUUAAUAAAGGAAGUGAGAAGGCUAGAUGAUAAGCUGCUGCUUGUGGACAUAGACUUGUUGGAGAGCAAACUCCAUUUCUCUUUAAAGAAUCUCCCCAAAGCCAAGGCUUCUCUGACAGCUGCUAGAACUGCUGCCAAUGCCAUAUAUGUGCCCCCAGCUCAACAGGGUACUAUAGAUUUGCAGAGUGGGAUCCUUCAUGCAGAAGAAAAGGACUACAAAACUGCUUAUAGCUAUUUCUUUGAAGCUUUUGAAGCUUUCAAUGCUCUUGAAGAUCCGAGGGCAGUAUUUAGCCUCAAGUAUAUGCUGUUAUGCAAAAUCAUGGUGAGCCAGGCUGAUGACGUGGCAGGAGUAAUAUCAUCCAAAGCUGGGCUGCAAUAUGUGGGGCCUGAGCUGGAUGCAAUGAAGGCUGUGGCUGAUGCCCAUUCAAAACGCUCUUUGAAGCUUUUUGAGACUGCCCUCAGGGAUUUCAAGGCUCAGCUAGAGGAAGAUCCUAUUGUCCACAGGCACCUCUCUUCUCUGUAUGACACGUUAUUGGAGCAAAAUCUCUGCAGGUUGAUUGAACCUUUCUCCAGGGUUGAGAUUACACAUAUUGCUGAGCUGAUUGAGCUACCGGUUGAUCAUGUGGAGAAGAAAUUAUCUCAGAUGAUUUUGGAUAAGAAGUUUGCGGGUACUCUGGAUCAGGGUGCUGGAUGCCUCGUCAUUUUUGACGAUCCCAAGAUAGAUGCAAUAUAUCUGGCAACACUGGACACCAUUUCAAAUGUUGGCAAGGUCGUGGAUAGCCUCUAUGUUAGGUCUGCCAAGAUAAUGGCAUGAAGUUCUGGAGUUAUUACCUGUCUUUCCUGUUUCUAUUUCAAAACAAUUACUGUGUUUUCUCACCUGAGAUGCUUCCUAGAAAGAUUAAUGCGUUGUUGUUUAGCCUAAACUCUUUUUCUGGGUUGAUUUCCGAGAUCUACAUGUUCUCUGAGGGAAAAUUUUCACA